This is a messenger RNA of Hibiscus syriacus, 1147 nucleotides long. RefSeq names its product protein cornichon homolog 4-like. The coding region runs from base 251 to 634 and encodes 127 amino acids. Lineage: Eukaryota; Viridiplantae; Streptophyta; Magnoliopsida; Malvales; Malvaceae. The transcript is spliced from 3 exons. The record is from RefSeq and is a predicted model, not a curated record. Gene Ontology annotation, biological process: vesicle-mediated transport.
UAAAAGUUCUCUGAUCUGUUCAAAUUCCAAAUUAAAUUAUUACCUGCUGUAGAACAAUAAACUUCGAAACUUUCAAAGGGUCAAAAACAGUACUUUGUAGGCUAGUUUUGGUCGGUUCUUCUGGACGUUUCAGAACUCAGAGCAAGCUAACACCAAUACUCCGGCACAGUCGAAUCCAGGUUUCACUUCUUCUGUCUUUGGGGCUUCAAGCUAUUAAUAAGGAAACGGGAAGAUAUAGGAAGAAGGGGUCAUGGGAGAUAUUUUCAUAUGGCUUACGUCUUUUUUCAUUCUCAUUGCGCUUAUUGCUCUCAUUGUUUUUCAGCUCAUGUGCUUGGCUGAUUUAGAGUUCGAUUACAUCAAUCCUUAUGACUCUUCAUCACGGAUCAAUAAAGUUGUCUUGCCAGAAUUUAUCAUCCAAGGGCUUCUGUGCGUAUUCUAUCUAUUAACGGGGCAUUGGGUCAUGUCGCUCUUGUGUGCUCCAUAUUUAUACUACAAUGUGAGACAUUACUUUAUAUUCAGCUUGCAUUGCAACCCUAUGUCUUGUCAGGUUAAGCCCAUCUGGUUGACUGGUCUAUUUAAUUCCUUGAUCUUGUUUGACAACGUGAAUUAUGAGUUGUGGAAUUUUUGUUCUUAACUUGUAACUUCUAACUCGUGCAAAGAGAUGCAUCAAGGAAAGAUUUGUGUUAUAUGUCUACACUUUCCAGUAUUGUGAACGUCCUUGUGGUGAAUAUGAGUAUUGAUUGUUUGCUCCAUUAGCCUUUCAGCCUCUCGUAGGUUAAAGACCCAUGCUAUCAGGCACUAACUGUAAAGAAAAGUGUGAUUCAUCUGCUGAGGGUAACAUGUAUGGUGCUGCGGGCAAUGUUCCAUUGAUCGAAGUAAACAAUAGAAUGUUUUAGUGAUCUUCUUUGAAGAUUGAUUGGCAGACAUACUAACGACUUUCACUUUAAUUUGGCAACAAAUAAAUUCAUUGGUCCCAAAAAGUAUUAGCAUCCCUUGUGCCAAGUUUGUUGGAUUCGAGAAUUUACAUUAUGAUAAAAAAAACUUUCUUUUUCCUACCUAUCGAAGAUUGCAUGCAUGCCAGAAUCUUGGUCUCUCAUGUAAUUGUAGUUAUUUGUAUGUUUUAAAUUAAGUUUUGUUUAUAAUAUCA